Molecule: messenger RNA, 3804 nt
Organism: Coccinella septempunctata (seven-spotted ladybird)
Lineage: Eukaryota; Metazoa; Arthropoda; Insecta; Coleoptera; Coccinellidae
Exons: 10
Coding region: 242-2605 (787 amino acids)
Source: RefSeq, a predicted model, not a curated record
UUAUAGUUUAUGAUUAAAAAAUGUCAACAAAAUCUGAAACUUGUCAACCCAACCUACCAGACUAGGCAUGAAUUGAAACAUAACAAUAAUUAAUAUGUAAAAAGCUUGAUAAUAUCAUAAUUUGGCCAUGAAUUUCUUUCUUAUUUACUGAUUCGACAGCCAUGUAGUUUUAAAGUAUGAUCCCAUUCAUGAUGGAGAAGAAAUACGAUUUUCUUUGUUGUAAACUAAUAUUAUUACUAAGAUGGAGAAUGGUGUUUUGAUGCAAAGUAACAGUGUUAACAUGGGGGCUACGAGUAAUUCAAACAGUGCUCGUUUGGCAGCUUUACAAGAAAGAAAAAAAUCUAUUGAAGAAUCUUUGAGCAAAAAAGAGAAAGAGCUGAGAGAAUUAUGUCUUCAGGAAGCGGAUCUCACAGGAAUCAUUCCUUCGGAAAUGCCAUUGCAGCCUGGAGAAUCCCCUCCAAGUAUACGAAGAAAGGUUGGGACUUCAUACAUGCUGCCUGAAAACUUGCUCAAAUACACAAACAAUAAAGGCGAGAGUAUUGCUGAUUUGGAAUUACAACUACAGCUCCAUGCUAAUAUGGCUGAAGCUGCACUGGGUCUCGCUCAUAAACAAAAUUUGAGCAAGACCGUGAGGCGGCAGCAUAAAUCAGAAUACCAGCAUCAUAAAAGGGAAUAUAAAGUUCUGCAAGAAAAAAUUGCUCUCCUCAAAGAAGCACAACUAGUGCAGCAGCAGCAAGAACAAUCUUGUAUAAACGAUCAACAAAAGCAAAAAAAGAAACCAAGACCAGCUGAUCAAGAAGAUGGCAUAUCUGUGAUAUCAAACGACCCAUUCCGAAAGAGUGAGCAUAGACAAAGCAUACGAUCAAUGCGGCAUACUUUGCAAACAGACAACAUUACAGAUUUAUAUCCUCAUUUGCACCAAAGAAUGCCUACUCGAUCAACCGAAGUUCCUUAUGAUAUGGGUCAGCAAAUUAGAUAUGAAGAUUUGUCCUCCUCAUUCUAUAAGCUCAAUCUAACUGGAUUUAAAACAUACAUAGAAAGGAGGGAAAAUUAUGCUCCUGUACAGCCACCAUACAAUCCAAAGUCAACAAACUAUCAACAUGUGCAUGGAAGUCCAACAUAUCCACCAACCCAGUUUCAGUAUAACCACUCUACAUACAAUCAUCAAGUACAAGGCAGUCCAGUUUUAUCUCACGGACCUGUUACCCCACAUAACCCAACUAUUUCCCCCCACAGCCACCAUGUUCCUCAAAAUUCCCCUAGCAGUUCUGAUGUCUCAACCAUAUACAGUUCGAAAUACAACAACCCAAGGUACUACCAAACAAUGGUCAACCCUGCUCAUUAUCAGAACUACACGAAAUACACAAACAGCAAUCCAAUUCCAAUAUCCAGGCAGUCUAGUCCAAAUUUAAACAGCAACUUGAACAAGUACCAGUAUUCAAAUUCUCCGCUGCCUCCUCAGCAGUCCUAUAUGUACAAGAAUAGUAGCGUGGAUUCUGUUCCGAGCAAUUUACAGAAUCCUCAUCAGCUGCAGCCCCAUCAGCAAUAUGAACAGAAUGCCGGUCUUGGGGGAUGUUGGAAGAAAAAGGAUAGUGGAGAAAUCAUCUGGUGCAAUUCGUCAUCUUCAAUCGAUCCAAAUUGGCAGAGGGACAAGAGGUUUGGGAGUUUGGACAGGCGGAAAAACAGAAGAAUUCAAAAGAGAAUUUCGCCCAACGGUGACAAUAAAUCGGCUACUUUAUCUACUAUCUCUUAUUCCUUAGAUCAGAAGAAACCUACCUUCCUGCAUUCACCACAGGUUCAGGCUAGACAUUCCCAAGACAGGCAAUUGGUUAGGACACAAUCGUUGGGUAGUGUUGGGGUACAAACCUUGGAUAGCGUCUGGCCUAGUGAUGAUAAUUCUUCUUGCGAUAGCGAAAAUCGCAGCAUUGAUGAAAAGUCGUGCAACACGAUACGACGUCAAAAACAGAGAGAAUGGAGAGAAACAUCUCUAGACAGUCCUGGAUCUCCCGCUUCUUCCAUUGUUAGUCGUUGCCAGUCGACAGUUCCUCCUGUUUUAGCUCCAGAAGAAAAAUAUGUAACGAAUAAUUGUAUACCUCCGCCGAUAAUGACAAAGCCUUCGCUAGAAAUACCUGCUGAAUCUAACCCCUCGCCAAGAAUACCUGAAGCUAACAUGGAACUCUUCAAUAAUAACAUACAUAACAUACCCAAAAAUUGUACCAUAGUACAAGCAGGACACUGCAAACCGUACCAUGAAGAAACAAAACCGUUUGAAAUGUCGGAUUUCUAUAAAUACUCGACUAAAUUCAAAAAAUCCCCUUCCAAGAGUGUUUCAAUGGAGGAUAGAGUGACAUUGGAUAGAUCAAGUCAUUUUCCAAGAAACUUGAGGGAUCAUUAUGACACAAAAAAUGUAUACCACCAUCACAAUCAUCAGGCGGAUUGUUCUCCACGUGGUUCAGUUAGCUCAGGUCAAAUGGACCAUAUGAGCAACACUCUGGAAUACAGUCAGUCACCUUCCAGUCAGGAUAAUUAUUCACAAGACAAAAACUUGUGGUACAGUUCGCAGUCGCAAGGAGAACAAGAAAACAACAAUGCAACUUUGGUGUGAUUUUUGGGUCGACCCAGAAUGUUGACAUAAAACAUUCUUCAUCAUUUUGCCGAGAAAAGUUCAAAGAAAUAUAUGUUAAUACUCACGGAAGAAAGACGCAUUUCAAAUAUGCUUCAUUGGGAAGCUUCUUAUGAUCAAUCAUUUUAUAGUGUAAUAUGUGGCGCAAAACUUAAUUUGUUUAUUUGGAUCAGCGAUAAAAAUAUUUGCAUAAAUCAAUUUAUACGCAGAUAUUUGAUCAAGGGUGCCUAAGUAUUUUUCAUGCAGUAACUUGUGCCCUAUGAAUUUUUCACUUGGUUAUAUAUGUGUUAUUCUUUUUGAAUAACGAUGCUGACCAAUACGAGUGUCAAAUUGACAUUCUUUAUAUGACAAUAUUCAUGAGAAAAAUGCUAAUUUUCUCUACUUGCCUUUUUUGAAUGGUUAAUAUUAAGAUAAGCAAGAAUAAAAUAAUUCUAGACCAAUUCAGUCAUUGCCAGGAACAAAAAAAUGGAAGCUUAUCCAUUUUCACUACAAUAAGUGAUCAAAUCUGACCUUGAAUUACAUGAUGGUUUGUCCAAUAAUAGAAAGUUAGUUAACAAAUAUACAACUGUGAUAGUUGCGAAAUCCUUACAAAGUUAUUAUACUAUUUACGAAUAUAUAAAAGUUGAUCGUUAUUGUCAUGAAAUUUUCCAUGAAAUAUAUUUUUUGUGAAGUAUUUACGGUAUAUUUGGGGCUAUAAGUAAACCAAAUGUAGUGCGAAGUGAUAAUAAAAAUGAAGUAUGUUCGAUAAGUCGGCGUUAAUUUUGUUGAAUUAUAUACAUAUACUCAAGCAUUUUGCGGAACAAAUAAGUUAUGUCCCUAUUAAAAUAAGUACAAUUGAACUAUUCGAUAUACCUUUAUAAAAUUUAUGAGUGAGAAAGAAUAUGUAUAGUAUAGACUACAAAAUCAUCAUUUUGUGAUCACUAUAUAAAUUUCAUGUUUAAACCUAUCAAAUCCUUAUUUAUAUAGUGAUAAAAUGAGGUCAAUAUUGGUGCCUUAAUGAAUGAAGUUUUAUCUAGCCAUGUGAUUUUAUUGAUUGUGCCUUGAAGGCUGCUAUUUAUAAUGUAGAAUUUUAAGAGUCAAAGUUAUUUUUUUUUGGAAUAAGGUUAGACACAUUUUUAGGAUUUUAUUUAUAUUAGAACUUGGUCACGAAGUAUUAUACAAUAAAAAAGGACAUUAGUAAA